Messenger RNA from Ananas comosus (pineapple), 3394 nucleotides. Its product is annotated as DNA-binding protein SMUBP-2. The coding region runs from base 203 to 3157 and encodes 984 amino acids. Gene Ontology annotation, molecular function: 5'-3' DNA helicase activity; ATP hydrolysis activity; RNA binding. The transcript is spliced from 7 exons. The record is from RefSeq and is a predicted model, not a curated record. Lineage: Eukaryota; Viridiplantae; Streptophyta; Magnoliopsida; Poales; Bromeliaceae.
CGGCAGAAAAACGGGGAAAAUAGAAAAGAAAAUAACGAGAAGGCGGAGUAAUGUGUUGUUGAAAAAAAAAGAGAGGAAAAGAGGGACGUCCCGCUUUCGGGCGGCCCCUCCCCCUCUUGUUCCCGUUCGUUCUCUCCUCCCUGCUUCUCUUUGUUCUCUGUUCCUUCGCGUUGGAUGAGCGUGGUGGAAUAGAGAGAGAGAGAUGAAGGGUGCCGUUUGCUGCUCGUGUGGUGCUGCCGCCUUGGGAUCGGCAAUGCCCUUGCCCUUGCCCUCGCCCUCCUGGUUUCGGGCUUCUUAUUCCCAACUCCGAGUCCACAGCAACCACAAGCAGGGGGGUAUCUCUCACUCCGCUUCUUCUGCGGGACCCCUCUCUCCUUCACUCCCCAUUCGCACCGCCGCCGGAAGGGCGAGAGCAUCUGCUGCCCUCCCCCCUCCUCUGGCAGGACCGCGUGCCAAGAGAAAGAGGAGGAAGAAGCAGAAAGAGGAGGCAGCCGCAUCGGCCACGGCGGAAGGUUCUGAGGAGGAGUGCGUGCCGUCGGCGGAGGAGGCGUCCAUCAGCGUGGGGGCGGUGUACCAGAACGGGGAUCCGCUGGGGCGGAGGGAGCUGGGCAAGUGCGUGGUGCGCUGGAUCAGCCAGGGCAUGCGCUCCAUGGCCUCCGACUUUGCCUCCGCCGAGCUCCAGGGUGAGUUCUCCGAGCUCCGCCAGCGGCUGGGCGUUGGCCACGGGGCCAGCAUUGGGGGCCUCGGCUUCGUCAUCCGGGCCCAGCCCUACCUGUACGCCGUCCCCAUGCCCAAGGGCCUGGAGGCCCUCUGCUUCAAGGCCUGCACCCACUACCCCACCCUCUUUGACCACUUCCAGCGCGAGCUCAGGGACGUCCUCCAGGACCUCCAGCGUCAGGCCGUCAUCACCGACUGGCGCGCCACCCAAUCCUGGAUGCUUCUCAAAGACUUUGCCAAUUCAGCACAGCAUCGAGCGGCAGUGCGAAAGACUCCCCAGAGUAAGGCAGUGCAUAGUGGUCUUGGGAUAGAGCUGAAAAAAGCUAAAGUAAUGCUGAAAAAGAUUGAAGACUUUGUGAAGCAGAUGUCAGACCUUCUUCGCAUAGAGCGGGAUGCGGAGCUGGAGUUCACUCAAGAAGAGCUGAAUGCAGUUCCGACACCAGAGAGUAAUUCUGACUUGCUUAAACCGAUUGAAUAUUUGGUGAGCCAUGGGCAGGCACAGCAAGAGCAAUGCGACACCAUUUGCAAUUUGAAUGUGAUUAGCUCUUCAACUGGUUUGGGAGGUCUGCACUUGGUCCUAUUUAAAGUUGAAGGUAACAAUAGAUUGCCCCCAACCACUCUUUCUCCAGGGGACAUGAUUUGUGUGAGAACAUGCAAUAGCUCAGGUGCAGGAGCGACAUCUUGCAUGCAAGGUUUUGUUUAUAAUUUAGGUGAGGAUGGUCGUAGCAUCACUGUGGCUCUUGAGUCUCGCCAUGGUGAUCCUACCUUCUCUAAGCUAUUUGGGAAGAGCAUCCGCAUCGACCGUAUACAAGGACUGGCAGAUUCACUUACAUAUGAGCGCAACUGUGAAGCAUUAAUGCUUCUCCAGAAGAAUGGUUUACAGAAAAGAAAUCCUUCAAUUGCUGUGGUGGCUUCUCUCUUUGGGGACAAGGAAGACAUUAUGUGGCUUGAGCAGAAUCAUCUCAUCGAAUGGGGUGAGUCAAAACUUGAUGGACUAGUAAAGAAGGAAAAGUUUGAUGACUCCCAAUUAAAAGCUAUUGCCUUAGGCUUGAAUAAGAAGCGGCCUCUUCUGAUAAUUCAAGGACCUCCUGGUACUGGCAAGACUAGAUUAUUGAAGGAACUAAUAACCCUUGCUGUCCAGCAAGGUGAGCGUGUACUUGUAACAGCUCCUACGAAUGCAGCUGUGGAUAAUCUGGUUGAGAGACUCUAUGAUUCUUGGUUGAAUAUUGUACGUGUUGGAAAUCCUGCCCGUAUAUCUUCAACCGUGUCUUCAAAAUCUCUAGAAGAAAUAGUUAACAACAGGCUUUCAGAUUUUAAGAAAGAGUUUGAGAGGAAAAAAUCGGAUUUAAGAAAGGACCUCAGGCUUUGCUUAAAGGAUGACUCCCUAGCAGCAGGUAUCCGUCAACUCUUAAAACAGCUUGGGAAGACUUUGAAGAAGAAAGAGAAAGAAACCAUAAAAGAAGUGUUGUCAAAUGCCCAGGUUGUCCUAUCGACUAAUACUGGAGCAGCUGACCCCGUCAUCCGAAGACUGGACAGCUUUGAUCUGGUCAUUAUAGAUGAGGCGGGGCAAGCAAUUGAACCAUCAUGCUGGAUCCCCAUUUUGCAAGGGAAGCGCUGCAUAUUGGCAGGUGAUCAGUGUCAGCUUGCACCAGUUAUUUUGUCCAGAAAGGCUCUGGAAGGUGGUCUUGGUAUGUCUCUCUUGGAAAGAGCGUCAGCUCUACAUGAUGGUUGGCUAACCACAAGAUUGACGAUUCAAUACCGAAUGCAUGAUGCAAUAGCCAGUUGGGCAUCAAAAGAGAUGUAUGAAGGAUUGUUGAAGUCUUCUCCAACCGUCUCGUCGCAUCUUCUUGUCGAUUCUCCAUUUGUGAAGGUUACGUGGAUAACUCAAUGCCCUCUGCUCUUACUUGAUACGCGAAUGCCGUAUGGCAGCUUAUAUGUUGGUUGUGAGGAGCAUUUGGACCCCGCUGGCACAGGAUCUUUUUACAAUGAAGGUGAAGCUGACAUAGUUGUGCAACACGUUUUUAAUCUUAUUUAUUCUGGGGUCUCUCCGACGGCCAUUGCGGUUCAAUCACCUUAUAUUGCUCAGGUGCAGUUGUUGAGGGACAGGCUUGAUGAAUAUCCAGAAGCUUCUGGCGUUGAGGUUGCAACUGUAGACAGCUUUCAAGGAAGGGAGGCUGAUGCCGUCAUCAUAUCAAUGGUGCGAUCGAACACAUUAGGAGCGGUUGGAUUCUUGGGCGACAGCAGGCGAAUGAAUGUGGCGGUAACGAGGGCGCGCAAGCACGUUGCUGUCGUCUGCGACAGCUCAACCAUUUGCCACAACACCUUCUUGGCCAGGCUCCUUCGUCACAUCCGACGCUAUGGGAGAGUCAAGCAUGCGGAGCCCGGUUCCUUUGGAGGCUCUGGAAUGGGCUCCAGCCCCAUGUUGCCCUCCAUCAGUUAGAUUCUUCUCGCUCUUUGUAUGGUUACCAUUUGGUUUAGUAAUUUUUUUUCCCUAUUUAGGAGAAGUGAAAAAUCACUUCUACCUUGGUGCAAUAGUAAAUCAAUACUCAAAAGGGUGUUUUCUUUUUCUUUUUUUUUUUUUGAAAGAAAAAGAAUGGUCGCUUAUAGUUUGAAAAGGUAAAGAUUUUCUAUAUCAACAGUCAAUUUAUUUUAAUCUAAUUUGAUUUUUGUUUUCUAA